Papilio polytes (common Mormon) is the source of this 940-nucleotide messenger RNA. RefSeq names its product DNA replication complex GINS protein PSF3 (gene Psf3). The record is from RefSeq and is a predicted model, not a curated record. The coding region runs from base 56 to 643 and encodes 195 amino acids. Gene Ontology annotation, biological process: mitotic DNA replication initiation. NCBI's taxonomy places the organism in Eukaryota, Metazoa, Arthropoda, Insecta, Lepidoptera, Papilionidae. Gene Ontology annotation, cellular component: GINS complex. The transcript is spliced from 3 exons.
UUUACAACUAUUUAACACUCAUUUUAAAUUAGAAUAAAAAUACCUUACUAAUAAUAUGUCUCGGCAAUCAAAUUAUUUAUCUAUAUCGGAUAUAUUGGUUACUAAUGAAAAAAUACCUUGUAAACUUCUACAUGAUUUGCCUAAAAUGGGAUUCUUAGAUCCUUCAUCAACUGAAGAUGAUUUGAAAAUGGGAACAAACGUUGAAAUACCUCUGUGGCUAGCGGAAUCUUUAUAUUUCCGAAGACCUCCAUUGGUUAGUGUUGACCUGCCAAAAAUAUAUAAAGAAGCAUAUAGAGAAAUACUGAAUGCAGAUGCAUGUACAGUAGACUUGCAUAAAUUAGGUCAACAUUUUUAUGAACUUGGCUGUUAUAUAGCAAAACAUGAUAUAAAAGGUGAAGUUGCUAAUACACUGAUUAAUACUUUCAGGCAAAGGUUUCGUAUGAUAUUAUCUGCUAGUUCUUCAAGUGAUUCCAUCAGUUCAUUGCAACCAUUAUCGGAAAGUGAAAGGGAACGCACAGCUGCUGCUGCGGUGACUGAAAAAGCUUUAUCCCUAUGGUUGCAGAGAGGAGACUGUCCAUUAAGCACUGCUAAUAUGGUCGCUAGUCAUAGGAAACGGAAAAGAGCUGAAAUGGAAAUGUUUUGAAAUGUUAUAAGAAAUUUUGGAAGUCUCACUUGUUUAUUGUCUUUAAGAAUUCUUGUUUGUUAAGUAAAUACUAAAGAUAAUAUAAAUACGGAAAUUUAGAUGGAUGAAAGGAUGUUACUAUGUGUCUCCAUGACACAAUAAUGGAUCCCACUGAAGAAAUGUUGAACACAGGCUUCUAUUUGUUUUUUUUUUUAAAUAUUGCGCAGACAUUGCCACAGUUGACAGCUAGUGUUUAAUUAUUUCAAUAAUGUGAAUGAGUAUGAAUGAAUAUUUAAAUAAUUUAUCUUGUAAGUAAAA